AUGAGCACGCUGCUGCAAGCGCGCAGCGAGGCGUCAACAGCGCCGCACGCAACGGGGCAGCAGCGGGCAGCCGGACGGAGGUCGCCGCUUCCCGACAUCGACGCUGUCGACCGUGCAAACCCCCUGGCGGCGGCUACUUACGUCAACGACAUCUACAAAUAUUACCGGCGCGUCGAGCCGCUCUUCAGGGUGCCGGCAGACUACAUGGCGCGGCAGGCUGACAUCAACGAGAAGAUGCGCGCCAUUUUGGUGGACUGGCUGGUCGAGGUGCACCUCAAAUUCAAGCUGAUGCCGGAGACGCUGUUCCUGACGGUGUCCCUGAUCGACCGCUACCUGGCGGUGGCCCAGGUGGCGCGCAAGAACCUGCAGCUGGUGGGCGUGACGGCGAUGCUGAUUGCGGCCAAAUACGAGGAGAUCUGGGCGCCGGAGGUGCGCGACUUUGUGUACAUCAGCGACAAGGCCUACGACCGCGCCCAGAUCCUGGCCAUGGAACGCAAGAUGCUGGCCGCCCUGGACUACCAGCUCACCAUGCCCACCAGCUACCAAUACCUGGCGCGGCUUCUCAAGGCGGCCGGCGUGCACUAUGAGAAGCCCCUGGCGCUGUUUGUGGCCUACUGCGCGGAGCUCUGCCUGGUGGACUACGGCUGCCUGCGCUUCAGCAGCACAGAGAUGGCGGCCGGCGUCAUGUACGUAGCCAUGCGGGCGUUUGGAAAGAGCGACCCCUACCCGCACUCGCUGAUGCGCCACGCGCACAAGCGGCGCGAGGACGUGCUGCACGUGGCCAAGGAGGUCGUGCGGGUCCUGCAGCGCGCCCCAAGCAGCAGCCUGCAGGCCGUGUGCAAAAAGUACGCGACCCCCAAAUUCUGCGAGGCCUCCGCGGUCGCGCCGCCCGCCGCCGUUCUGGACGAGUGA
Molecule: messenger RNA, 912 nt
Organism: Monoraphidium neglectum
Lineage: Eukaryota; Viridiplantae; Chlorophyta; Chlorophyceae; Sphaeropleales; Selenastraceae
Product: Cyclin-B2-1
Exons: 7
Coding region: 1-912 (303 amino acids)
Biological process (GO): mitotic cell cycle phase transition; regulation of cyclin-dependent protein serine/threonine kinase activity
Cellular component (GO): nucleus; centrosome; cyclin-dependent protein kinase holoenzyme complex
Molecular function (GO): cyclin-dependent protein serine/threonine kinase regulator activity
Source: RefSeq, a predicted model, not a curated record